AGUCCACAUUCUCCAUUGAAUCUCAUUGAAGAUCAGGCUCUUCAAAUCACCUGAAAUGUCUUUCAGUGAUCAACAGUGCAAGCAACCUUGUGUGCCACCCCCAUGUCUUCAAAAGACCCAAGAAAAGUGCCAGGCACAAGCUGACGAUGUGUGUGCCUCCUCAUGUCAGGACCCCUGCCAAGAUAAAUGUCCACAACAAGCUCAGGAAGUAUGUGUUUCUCAGUGCCAGGAGCUAAGCCAAGGAAGCUGCCCACAACAAGGCCAAGAUCCAUGUCUACCUCCAAGCCAAGACCAGUGUCUUCCUCAGUGUGCGGAGCCAUGCCAGGAGCUAGCACAAACAAAAUGUGUGCAGGAGUUCCCACAGAAGUUACAGGAGAAGUGUUCAUCCCAGGGCAAGGGGAAGUAGCUGCUCGAAUGCCAUCUGGAGUCAAGAAGAUGGCCAACAGAAGAAAAUAUAACCCCAGUCCUCACGGUGACCUUCUCCUGUGGGUAUCUCUGUAUAAGAUACUGUCUUGUCUCCUGACUCCCUCGGUAUUCCAGGACUUGGUCUGUACCUCUGAAGAUAGUCUCUGUAUUUUAUUAACCUCUGUGAAUAAGUGUUCUCAGCAGCUGGCAGAUGGUCAAGAGUAUGGGAGUGGUGUGGUUAUUGAGGCAGACCAUCAAAGCCCUAACACAACUCUCCUGGGGCAAAACCUCACUUAGCCCCUGGUACAUAAUGGCCAAGGAUGCCUUCGUCCAUCUUUCAGAGUGCAAGUGUCUUCUUCAAGCUUCAAGAGAAUCUGAAUUCAAUGGCUUUAUGGUGAGCAUCACCACUACAAUGAGUAUUAAGAAACUGGUGAUGCUGCAAAAUAAAAAAAUGGCUUAAUUUUGUUUGUGCAUCCUAACAACAACAAAAAAAGCUGAACAUUGUAAUGUGGUCUGUGCUUUGUAAAAUUCAAACAAAAUGUUUUAAAAGACAGAAUUCAAACAGCCUAUAAGAAACACGAGUUGGGAUCUUCAGAUCUUUGUCAGUCUUUGUGCUUUGUAGAUGAUCUGCUGUGGACCAUUUGGUGUGAGAGGGCUUUGGCUACCAUGACUGGUCUUUAGUUUGUGUUUCUGGGAUAGGAGCUGGCUUCUCUCCAGCUUCCUCGCCUUUUCCCCUUGGUGAAAGUAAAAUAUAUAAUAAAGCUCUUUCUAAGGCUG
This is a messenger RNA of Mus pahari (shrew mouse), 1182 nucleotides long. It is a transcript of the gene Prr9, whose product is annotated as proline rich 9. Bases 56 to 406 code for a protein of 116 amino acids. The transcript is spliced from 2 exons. The record is from RefSeq and is a predicted model, not a curated record. Lineage: Eukaryota; Metazoa; Chordata; Mammalia; Rodentia; Muridae.